AUGGUCAACAGCACCGCUGCCAUGUCUGAAACACAAACGAAGCCACCACGUCUUGUUGCUGAAAUCUUCGACAAUAAGUGGAGCAAAGCUAAGGAAAUGGGUGAAAAAGACGAUGCACCAUUUAUGCCCACCAAACCAAAUGUCUUUACCCGCACUGUAACGGAAGAAACUUUGGAAGAAAGUCCCGUGAAAAAGUCCGAAAGCGACAUUACCGAUGAUGAUGUGAUGCUGGACUAUGCUGAUUCCCGUACGGAAGAAGAAGAAGAAGAAGAUAAUUACCAUGCUGCUGGAGAACAACAGCAUGCCCAUCCAUCCUUGGAUGCUCUAUUGUUGAUGGAUGUGGAUAAUGAUCGUCGUCGGAUCCAUCCCAACGGAGAAGUCGUUCGCAUUGACAAUGAGUGGUUGGACAUGGAGAUGCUCAUCAUGUUGAGAACCCCCGAUGUGGAUGUGGAUGAUGAUGACGACAACGAUUACGACGAAUCCGGCACCGUGGACAAAGUCACUCCUCGAAAUCAAAUGCUCUCCAAACAUUUCAAGGGAAAACAACGAAGAUUUGAAUUCCAAUAUCAAGGCAAGCUAAAGAAGAAACCAGACGACAAAAGUUUUUGUUUUUGCAUGGAACUAGCAGAAUUGCCCAAACUGAACUUUCUACAAAAAGCCUUGGUGACCACCUGCAUGAUGUUCAUGAAGAAGAUGAGUCCAUCCUUUCAUUUUAAUAUGUCAUCCAGUGGCAUCAGCGACAAUGACAAGACAAAUGGAACCUACGAAACUCCCCACAUGGCCUUUGAAGUAGACAAAGUCUUGGAUCGACUGGCCAUAACCAAGCCAGGAGAGACACCUCCAGUGCUUGGCGAAGGGAUACCGGAAGAUCCCGAGCGCACAAAAGCAAGACGACAGGGCAAAUAUCAGGUCGAUUGGAAUACCAACGACACAUAUACCAUGGCGAUUUGGAGUCAUUAUAUUGAUUGGAUCGAAUGGGAAGUCGUCCACAUACCGGGAGUCAAACAUUUUUCACUGAAUAAGGUUCUCGGGGAUCAAAGUAUCUUUAUGCAACUGUAUCUCGUGGAUAAGAAUCGUAAAGAGAAGAACAAGCAUUAUCAAAAGGAUAUUCAACAUGUGGUAAACUUGGAAUUCAAAGAGAAUCCAGAUUUUGUUCGAUUGCUGGACAAGAAGAAGAGGGAUAAGAUCAAGAAGUCCAAAAAGUAG
Molecule: messenger RNA, 1206 nt
Organism: Cylindrotheca closterium
Lineage: Eukaryota; Bacillariophyta; Bacillariophyceae; Bacillariales; Bacillariaceae
Source: the annotation of a GenBank genome assembly